This is a messenger RNA of Trichomonas vaginalis G3, 797 nucleotides long. RefSeq names its product organellar and viral DNA polymerase type B. The record is from RefSeq and is a predicted model, not a curated record. The annotation marks the transcript as partial. Lineage: Eukaryota; Parabasalia; Trichomonadida; Trichomonadidae. The transcript has a single exon.
AUGAAUGAGAAACAAAUUCUCGGCGUUGCUGGUAGCAGUAAUGAUGUACACCUUAUGACAUUAGAAUAUUAUAACGAACAUAAAGAUGAACUGAAAGGAGAGAAGGGUGACACCGGACCACAAGGACCACAAGGAAUACAAGGAAUACAAGGACCUCAAGGCGAGAACGGUUUGGAUGGAAAGGAUGGAAAGGAUGGAAAAACUGCUAAAUCAUGGAUAUGGGACCUUAUAAAUACUGGUUUAACAGCUGCUUCAUAUGGAGUUCUUCAAUACCAAAUCGGAAAGAUAUGGGCAGUACUUGGUGAAGAAGCUUUAGAUGACGUUAAAAAUGCUUUGAACUUCAUUUCAAAUGGUUCGGAUACUAUUAAAACUUUAUCUGGUUGGAUGCAAGAAACAAGGAGUCAAAUAGAUACUGUAAGACGUAUAGCAAACAAUGCACGUACUGGAUUGGAUACUUUACGAGAAGCACAAAAUACACUAAAGGAAGCAAAUGAUAUUCUUGGCUCAGUAUCAGACAUGCAUGAAGAUUGGCUUAAAGGUAUUGACAAAUCUUUAAAAAAUCACAGUCAGUCUAUUGCUGACUACAAGAAAAGUAUAGAUUUUUUACAUAGUGCUAUGGACGUACAUGAUGGAAGCAUAAGGAACUUACUUAAUGCUAACAAUAACUUACCAGGAACUAUUAAAGCAUUUAUAAAGUCCUUUGUAAAACCCGGUGCUCUAACAUUUAGGUCUUUGAGAGCAAGAGCAUUGAAGUCAAGAGAUGCAGAAACUCCAACAGAACCUACAGAAGGAACUGA